Molecule: messenger RNA, 1771 nt
Organism: Lathyrus oleraceus (garden pea)
Lineage: Eukaryota; Viridiplantae; Streptophyta; Magnoliopsida; Fabales; Fabaceae
Product: squamosa promoter-binding-like protein 13A
Exons: 4
Coding region: 348-1571 (407 amino acids)
Cellular component (GO): nucleus
Molecular function (GO): DNA binding
Source: RefSeq, a predicted model, not a curated record
UUCCAUAUGCUUGCUUUGUCAUGAGCAUCCAUUCUUUCUUUGUACUUGUCUUUUCCUGACUAUUAUUAAAAGUUGAAAGCAACCAACAGCCUGUCCUUAUUAUCACAAUUUUCUUCUUUCUUUCCUUUCUCAAGCUUCACAAACCCCUAUUUCUAGUAAAAACUCAAUUCUCAAUCAACUAGUUAAACUUAAACAUAACUCACCCUUUUUCACUUUCAUUCAUCUUCUUCUCUCUCUCUUUUUCUUCCCCCAACUUUCAGUUUCAUCUUCAUUACAUAUACAUUUUCCACUCUCUUCUUAAAUCCACAAAUUUCAUCUCCCUAAUAAGAAGCAUCUUGUGUUGUGUUAUGGAGUGGAACAAUUUGAAAGCACCUUCAUGGGAUUUAACUGAAAUGGAACAAGGAACCUUAAACAACAUAGAACCAAUGGAUGGUUCAAGGAGUUUUGGAUUUGGAGAUUAUACAACAAAAGGGGAAUUUUCUGUUGACUUGAAACUUGGCCAAGUUGGAAAUUCUAGCACUGAAUUAUCAAAAUCCAAAGAUGUCGCUGUGGUUGGUGUUGGUGGAGUUGGAGGAGUUUCGAAAAUGUCAUCUUCAUCGUCUUCAACAACUUCGGGUUCUUCUAAGAGAGCUAGAGCUAUUAACAAUGGAACUCAUAUAGUUUCAUGUCUUGUUGAUGGUUGUCAAGCUGAUCUUAGUAACUGUAGAGACUAUCAUAGACGCCAUAAGGUUUGUGAACUUCAUUCCAAGACUGCUCAGGUCACUAUUGGUGGACAUAAACAAAGGUUCUGCCAACAAUGUAGCAGGUUUCAUUCACUAGAGGAAUUUGAUGAAGGAAAAAGGAGUUGCAGGAAACGUUUAGAUGGGCACAACAGAAGAAGAAGAAAGCCACAAGCAGAAGCUAUAAGUCGAUCUAGUAGCUUUUUGUCCAAUUACCAAGGAACUCAGUUGUUACCCUUCUCAAGUUCGCAUAUAUACCCUUCAACUGCUAUGAUGAACCCUACUUGGGGUGGAACUGAUGUUAGAGUCCAUAGUCAACACCAACAACAAAUGCACCAUCUUGUCCUAGGAACAACAUCUCCAACAACCAACAACAGCUACAAAGAAGGGAAACAAGUGUCAUCGUCGUCAUCAUCGUCGUUCAUUCAUCAUGCUACUAACCACCAAACUCAUCAACAUCUUUCAUCUUCUUCCAUGAAUCCAUCUUUUAACCGGACCAAUCCUUUUUCAGAAAGAUGCAAAAUGUUUGGUGACAACAGCAGCAACAACAACAAUAACACUACUUGUGCUCUCUCUCUUCUGUCAUCACCACCGCUACCAGUAGUAUCACAGACGCAUAAUCAUCAUCAUCAUCAUCAUCAUGAGAUGGUGAAUACUACUCAUUCAUCUUUUAUGCAACCCUUAGGUUUGAGUUUGCAUGAUCAUAGCUUGGGGUCGGUGGACCAUGUUUUGGGUCCAAAUGAUCAGAGUGGUCAUUGUUCAUCCAUUUAUAACAUGGGAUCUAAUGAAUCACAUUCUCAGGGAAAUGAUAAUGAUGCUCCUCCUCCAUUAUAUCCUUUUCAAUGGGAUUAGAAUUAUUAUUAUUAUUAUUAGAGGAUUUUAUUUGUUAUAAGGUUGUUGUUACCUUAAUUUGUGUAAUGUUUGUGAAUUCUUAAUUUCUCUGUCUUUAAUGCAUGAAUGUAAUAGACUAUGUAUCGUUUAAGAAAAACGUAUUCGGUGUGUUUGAGGAACUAAAAUCUCAAUGUGAAGUAAGAGGAUAGGAUUGUACAUUA